Molecule: messenger RNA, 1439 nt
Organism: Branchiostoma belcheri (Belcher's lancelet)
Lineage: Eukaryota; Metazoa; Chordata; Leptocardii; Amphioxiformes; Branchiostomatidae
Product: zinc finger protein 91-like
Exons: 3
Coding region: 141-1439 (432 amino acids)
Biological process (GO): regulation of transcription by RNA polymerase II
Cellular component (GO): nucleus
Molecular function (GO): DNA-binding transcription factor activity, RNA polymerase II-specific; RNA polymerase II transcription regulatory region sequence-specific DNA binding
Source: RefSeq, a predicted model, not a curated record
GACCAGCGCAUGAACUCGAAUUUUGAGUCCGCCAUUUUGAACCUUGCAAGCCCAAAGGACGCAAAUAUCUACUUAUUUCUAGCCAACACAGACAAGGAGGGUGUUUUCAAAAAUUAUAGUGAUCGCAGCUGUAGCUCGACAUGUCAUCACAAGUAGAACAGAUGGAAAGUCACAUGCCUGAAGUCAAAAUGGAGGAACCGUUAGCGUGUGGGGAUUGUGGGUUCAGGACACCCAGCGAAGAAAUCCUACGCCAACACAAUUGCAGGAAAACCCAGACAGAAGAAAAAUUAUACAAGUGUGAUCAGUGUGAUUAUUCUGCAGAGUGGAAAAAACUCUUGAGAAAACACAAGAGAAAACACACUAAACCCUACAUGUGUGGGGAGUGUGGGUACAGGACACACUGUAAGGGUGGCCUAGUCAGACAUAUGGGAACCCAUACGGGAGAAAAAUUCAAGUGUAAUGAGUGUGAUUUUUGUACACCGGAGAAAUGUCAGUUGAACAGACAUCAAGCAAACCACGCCAUUGAGAGGAAACGCAUACAGGAGGAAACAUUAAGAUUGAGUAGGAGCCAGAACUUGCAGAAGAAGAUAGACACUAUCACUAUAGCUAUUCCCAAACAACAAAAACAAAAAGAGGAACAUUUAGUGUGUGGGGGAUGUGGGUACAGGUCGCGCUACGAAGAAGUUCUACGCAAACACUACUGCAAGAAACCACAAUACAGGUUUGAUCAUUGCGAUUAUUCUACAAUGCUGAAAAACUUUUGGGACGAACAUCAAGCAGAACACAUCAAUGGGGACAAGUUCAUUAUUUCUGAAGAGACAUUCCAUGGGAAGCUGAGAAAAACUGAUAGUACAUUACAGGUAGAACAGGGGACAAGUCAUAUGCAAGCUAAAUGCAAGAUUGUUGAUGAACCCUUAGUGUGUUCAGUAUGUGGGUAUAGUACACGCUAUGAGGAAAUCCUACGCCGACACAAUUGCAAGAAACCACCACAAGCACCACAAACACCACGAAAAAAGAGGUGGAAGAUUCCAAUGGUAUAUUGUGAUUAUCCUGUACCGCAGUUGGACAUGUACAGUCAUCAGAAGCAAAGCAAAUCACAAUUGGACCAUUGCCACAAGCAAAGCACACCACCAAAACAGACCAAGGAGAAACUCUACAUGUGUGGGAAAUCACGGAAAUCCCAAUUGGACAGACAUCAAGCAAAACACACCAAGGAGGAACCCUACUUGUGUGAGGAAACUUCUGAUGCAGAGGACGGACAUCAAGCAAUACACACCAAGGAGGAACCCUACAUGAGUGAGGAAACGUUUGAUGGGGGAUUUAGGAUGGCUGACAGUGACAGUGCAUCAUAUGUAAAACAAGAGAAACCUGAUGAUACUGUGCAUGUGUGGGAAGUGGUAGACCAGCUUGUCCUAUCAGAGACCAGAGAGUCCACAUAA